This is a messenger RNA of Apis laboriosa (Himalayan honeybee), 1047 nucleotides long. Its product is annotated as ATP synthase mitochondrial F1 complex assembly factor 2. NCBI's taxonomy places the organism in Eukaryota, Metazoa, Arthropoda, Insecta, Hymenoptera, Apidae. Gene Ontology annotation, biological process: mitochondrial proton-transporting ATP synthase complex assembly. The transcript is spliced from 6 exons. The record is from RefSeq and is a predicted model, not a curated record. Gene Ontology annotation, cellular component: mitochondrion. Bases 1 to 801 code for a protein of 266 amino acids.
AUGCAUUAUUUUAAAUACAAGAAAUUUGUUAUAACUUUUAAUAUUGUGAGAAAUAUGGCUACUCUUAAAAGAUUUUAUCGAAAAACAAAUAUAUUAUCAAGCAGUGGAAAGUAUGAAAUUACACUUGAUCAAAGAAAACUCAAAACACCACAAGGAAAAAUAUUUCAAGUGGAUAGUAAACCUUUGGCUUUAGCUAUAGCAAUUGAAUGGGAUAUGCAGAAACAAAUUAUUGAUAAAAGCAAUAUGCAUUUGACAGCACUUUGUAAUACUGUGAUAGAUAAUCCUCACAAUCAUACAAAAGAAGACAUGGUAAAUUAUAUUGUAAGUUCUUUAGAAAUGGAUACAUUAUUAUUUCAUUCAAAUGAAAAUGAUGAAUUACAUAAAUUACAAACUGAAAAUUGGGAUCCAUUAGUACAAUGGUUUUGUGAUAAUUAUAGAGUAAACAUGAUAAAAACUCAAAGUAUAGUAGCCCCUACUAUAUCUUCAGAAACUAAAAUAAUAUUGACAAGACAUUUAAUGUCUUAUAAUUACAGUGCAGUUUAUGGUUUUAUGUAUGGAGUAGAUGCAAUCAAAUCUGUAAUUCUUACACUAGCUACAGCAGAAAGAGUUAUUAGUAUAAAAGAAGCUGUAAAACAAUCACGUUUGGAGGAAAAUUAUCAAAUUUCUCAUUGGGGAUCUGUAGAAUGGUUUCAUGAUCAUAAUAAGUAUGAUUUACAAGCUCGUUUAGCUGCAGCUAUUUUAUUUGUGCAUUUGAAUUCUUAUUCUGUAUCAUAUCAACCAAAACAAAAUAAUAAAAAUUAAUUGAAUUCAAUAUAAAAUUUAAUUUCAUAUAAUGUAUUGAAAUAAAAUUAAACAAUAACAUAAUAUUUUUAUUAUUUUGAACUAUGGCAAGAAAUUGGAUUAACAGAAGAUAAUGUUUCUAUUGGUAUAGAACAGUCAGAUCCCAUCCAGUCUUUUGUACAAAUACAACUGAAAUAAUUAAUUAAUUAAUAUUUUAUGUAAUUAUUAAAAAUUGUAUUAAUUUUUAAAAUUACUAAAAUUGUAUAA